This is a messenger RNA of Coniophora puteana RWD-64-598 SS2, 1107 nucleotides long. RefSeq lists its product as uncharacterized. The coding region runs from base 136 to 930 and encodes 264 amino acids. NCBI's taxonomy places the organism in Eukaryota, Fungi, Basidiomycota, Agaricomycetes, Boletales, Coniophoraceae. The transcript has 5 exons. Gene Ontology annotation, cellular component: nucleosome. Gene Ontology annotation, biological process: nucleosome assembly. The record is from RefSeq and is a predicted model, not a curated record. Gene Ontology annotation, molecular function: structural constituent of chromatin; DNA binding.
CUUCUCCUCCCCGUCCCCAGACCUUGCCCCCAGCCAGCACUGCCCGAUCCCACGUUUCAUCCGCAAGUUCCCCUCACAGAAAUCAAACCUCUCAUAGCUUGGACGUCAACUCCCACUGUUCUAACUCUUAUCGCCAUGUCUUCCAACACCUCUGUUUCGCCACCCCCUGUCGAGGUCACCGUCGAGCCCUCUGUGACCAAAGCCAAGGCUAAGAAGCCGGCUUCCAAGUCUACCACCAAGAAGUCCUCUACUAAGGCCGCAAAGGUUGUCAACACCUCUGGUCAUCCUUCUUGGAAGGAUAUCAUCAAGGAAUGUAUUGUUGCUCACAAGGAAGAUUCUCGUAGUGGUGUCUCCCGUAGCACCAUCAAGAAGUUCGCCGAGGAGACGUACAAGAUCGAGGUCACCGGCAACACACUUUACCAGCUGAACCGUGCCAUCACCACUGGUGCCGAGCAGGGUGUCUUUGCCUUGCCCAAGGGCCCUUCUGGCAAGGUUAAGCUCGCUCCCAAGGCGAAGCCAGCGGCUGAGAGUGGAAAGGAGAACGAUACGCCUGCCGCCGCAAAGAAAGCCGCCCCCGUGAAGAAGGCGGCGAAGCCUGUGAAAAAGGCUGAAGCUCCUCCUAAAAAGGUUGCCGCCGCGAAGAAGCCCGCCGCUACCACCAAGAAGCCCACUACUACCAAGAAGGUUGAUGCCGCUCCCAAGAAGGCUAAGUCUACCGCCGCUCCUAAGAAAGCCACUACGGGCGCAUCUGCUAAGAAGCCUGCGGCCAAAUCGGCAACGGCAACCAAGAAGGUGCCGAGUGCAAAGACCACAGAAAAGAAGAAGGCUGCUGCUAAGACUGCUGCAACGAAGGCAAAGGCAAAGCCUGCAUCGAAGGCAAAGCCCGCCUCUAAGCCAGCUUCGAGGUCGAAGAAGGCUACAACAGCAUGAUUUAUGCACGAUACCUCCCUUCACUAGACUUCCUUUCUGCUCUGAUCUCUUGGUGUGCCAUUAGCUAUACUGUGUAUCUUCCGGACAUAUACAUUACUCUGUACUUUUAUCAAUUAACAUAUUUAGUCUCCUUGUGGUUUCAGGCUCUGAAAUAUCAUCUGUUCACCUCGUCUGCCG